Myripristis murdjan (pinecone soldierfish) is the source of this 2103-nucleotide messenger RNA. RefSeq names its product solute carrier organic anion transporter family member 3A1b (gene slco3a1b). Gene Ontology annotation, biological process: sodium-independent organic anion transport; transmembrane transport; prostaglandin transport. Bases 1 to 2103 code for a protein of 700 amino acids. The record is from RefSeq and is a predicted model, not a curated record. Gene Ontology annotation, molecular function: protein binding. NCBI's taxonomy places the organism in Eukaryota, Metazoa, Chordata, Actinopteri, Holocentriformes, Holocentridae. Gene Ontology annotation, cellular component: basolateral plasma membrane. The transcript is spliced from 10 exons.
AUGCAGGUUAAAAAGCAGAUCUGCGCCGAGCCGAGCGGCACCGACGACCCGGAGCAGGACGACAGCCAGAAGAAGACCUCAUGUUUUUCCAACAUCAAGAUCUUCCUGGUGUCGGAGUGUGCGCUCAUGUUGGCGCAGGGCACCGUGGGCGCGUACCUGGUGAGUGUUCUCACCACCCUGGAGAGACGCUUCAACCUCCAGAGCGCCGACGUCGGCGUCAUCGCCAGCAGCUUCGAAAUCGGCAACCUGGCCCUCAUCCUGUUCGUCAGCUACUUUGGCGCCAAGGCCCACCGGCCUCGCCUGAUUGGCUGCGGCGGGAUCGUCAUGGCGCUGGGGGCGCUGCUGUCGGCGCUGCCCGAGUUCCUGACUCACCAGUACGAGUACGAGGCGGGCGAGUCGUGGCACGCCGAGGACGGCCGGGACGUUUGCUCCAACAGCUCCCGGGUGGACAGCCGAGACUCGGGCUUCAACUGCGGCAACCGAGCCAACACCAACAUGAUGUACCUGCUGCUGAUCGGGGCCCAGGUGCUGCUGGGAAUCGGAGCCACGCCCGUCCAGCCCCUGGGCGUGUCCUACAUUGACGACCACGUCCGCAGGAAGGACUCCUCGCUGUACAUAGGUAUUUUAUUUUCGACGUUAGUGUUCGGCCCGGCCUGCGGCUUCAUCCUCGGCUCCGUCUGUACCAAAGUCUAUGUUGAUGCCGUCUUCAUCGACACAAGUAAGCUGGACAUCACCCCAGACGACCCUCGCUGGAUCGGGGCCUGGUGGGGCGGCUUCCUCCUCUGCGGUGCCUUACUCUUCCUGUCGGCGCUCUUCAUGUUCGGCUUCCCGCAGGCGCUGGACGAGAGCGACGUGGACGGCGGGCCGGAGAGCGAGCAGGCCAUGCUGCCUCCCUCGCUGGGCGCCGACUACCAGGCGUCCAAACCCAACGGGGCGCUGCACGGCUUCGACGCCAACAGCGGACUCAGCGUCUGUGAGCACCUGAGAGUGAUCCCUCGGGUGACGAGGCACCUCCUCAGUAAUCCCGUGUUCAGCUGCAUCACGCUCGCCGCCUGCAUGGAGAUCGCCGUGGUCGCCGGCUUCGCUGCCUUCCUGGGUAAAUACCUGGAGCAGCAGUUCAACCUCACCACCUCCUCGGCCAAUCAGCUGCUAGGCAUGACGGCGAUCCCCUGCGCCUGCCUGGGCAUCUUCCUGGGCGGCCUGCUGGUCAAGAAGCUCAACCUGUCGGCUCUGGGCGCCGUGCGCAUGGCCAUGCUGGUCAACCUGGUGUCCACCGCCUGCUACGUCUCCUUCCUCUUCCUGGGCUGUGACACCGGGCCCGUCGCCGGGGUUACCGUCGCCUACGGCAACGAGACACUCCACUCGUGGCAGCGGCCUGAAUCCGCCUGCAUCACCAACUGCAACUGCUACACGGCGUCGGUGAGCCCCGUCUGCGGCUCCAACGGAGUCACCUACCUCUCCGCCUGCUUCGCCGGCUGCACCAAGCCGAACCUGACCAGCUGCACCUGCAUAUCCAGCAGCAGCGAGGAGGCCGUGGCUUUACCCGGGAAGUGUCCGAGCCCCGGCUGCCAGCAGGCCUUCCUCACCUUCCUGUGCGUCAUCUGUGUGUGCAGCAUGAUCGGAGCCAUGGCCCAGACGCCCUCCGUCAUCAUCCUCAUCAGAACCGUGAGUCCGGAGCUGAAGUCUUACGCCCUCGGGGUUCUGUUCCUCCUGCUCAGGCUGAUCGGCUUCAUCCCACCUCCUCUGAUCUUCGGCAUGGGCAUCGACUCGACCUGCCUGUUCUGGAGCUCGGUGUGCGGCGAGAAGGGAGCCUGCAUGCUGUACGACAACGUGGCCUACAGGCACCUGUACGUCAGCAUCGCCAUCGUGCUCAAGUCGUCGGCCUUCCUGCUCUACGCCACCACGUGGCAGUGCCUGAGGAAGAACUACAGGAAGUACAUCAAGAACAGCGAGGGCUACCUGACGCCCACCGAGCUGUUCGCCUCCAACGUGACUCUGGACAACCUGGGCAAGGAGAUCGCCCAGAACCCGGUCAACAGGACAAAGUUCAUAUACAACCUGGAGGAUCACGAGACCUGCGACAACAUGGAAUCGGUUUUAUAG